AAUAUAAUUCAACAAGAUGUCAAAAGAGCAUGCUUAUUGAACUUGGAUGUAAGAAGCCAACCGAUUCUAUAUAAAUUAAAACUUGAUCAAUCAGUGACGACAAUCCCUACUGUCGGUUUCAACGUGGAAACAGUGACUUACAAAAAUGUUAAAUUUAAUGUUUGGGACGUUGGUGGCCAAGACAAGAUUCGUCCACUUUGGCGCCAUUAUUAUACAGGAACCCAAGGUCUUAUAUUUGUAAUUGACUCACAAGACCGCGAUCGAAUAGAUGAAGCACGCCAAGAGCUACAUCGAAUUAUUUCUGAUCGUGAAAUGAAGGAUUGUUUACUUUUA
This is a messenger RNA of Racocetra persica, 333 nucleotides long. NCBI's taxonomy places the organism in Eukaryota, Fungi, Glomeromycota, Glomeromycetes, Diversisporales, Gigasporaceae. The record is from the annotation of a GenBank genome assembly.